Messenger RNA from Pangasianodon hypophthalmus (striped catfish), 4195 nucleotides. RefSeq names its product gastrula zinc finger protein xFG20-1-like. The record is from RefSeq and is a predicted model, not a curated record. The transcript has 11 exons. Gene Ontology annotation, biological process: regulation of transcription by RNA polymerase II. Lineage: Eukaryota; Metazoa; Chordata; Actinopteri; Siluriformes; Pangasiidae. Gene Ontology annotation, molecular function: RNA polymerase II cis-regulatory region sequence-specific DNA binding; DNA-binding transcription factor activity. Bases 561 to 2969 code for a protein of 802 amino acids.
UCUGAUUGGCUCCUCAGCUUGGCUUUCGAUAACAGAGAUGUGUGGAAGUUGUAUACUGGAUGUAUUGUUCGUAUGGUUUAGUAUUUAUUAAUUUAUUUUUUAGAUAUUUUUUGGUGCCAGCUGCGUUGUAGGUCGGUUGAUUUACAGAUAUAAACAUUUAGUAGUGUGUGGAAUCGUCAGGAGAGGCUAAAGUAGCUGGAGAAGUGAUAUUAUUGUGUUAUUGUCCUGAAUUGUCAAUCAUAACAGAUUGUAAAUAGACGCAAGGAUUAUUAAUAUUUCGUAUUUCCGCUUGCAAAAGCAGAAUAAACAGGUUUGUUGAUAAAGAUGCUGAUGCUUGUGAACGCUGCCUGGAGCCUGGACUGCUCUCCAGUAAUUUAGAGAAAAGUAAUUUUCUCUAAUAAUGUGUUCAAAUCUGAUGGAUGUGACAUGGAUGCUACCUCCCAGCACUGACACUGAGUUCAGCUCUCAAUGACGUCUACCUGCAGCCCUGUGGAAUGGGUGGAAGAAGCCCCGCUGAAGUGUGACCAUCUGCAAGAAAGAGAUCGUUUGAACAAAGAACAAUGAAGAAGCUACAUGUGACGAUCCAAAAUGGAGGACCGAUUCAGCUGGCAAAAUGUGUGCAGUGCUGCACUAAAUAUCACUGUCCAUUCUGCAAGCCUGAGAUUUUUAAGCCAACCGUGGAGAGCAAAGUGAGGAAGCACAUUAAAGCGCAUGAAAAGAGGGCUGUCAGAUUUAAAGAAUAUGCAAUCUUCAAGUGCGGCUUGAACUGCAAGGGUGUUUCACAUUUUCACUGCCCAAAAUGCAGUAAAUUAGUGGAAAAAAAGAACAAAUUCCUGGAGCAUCUGGUCAAAUGUGUGGGCACAGUGGCACAUGAGGAUAGAGAGAAUCUCUUCCCGUUAAAGGAGGAGCCGGACCGGAUUCAUCCCUCUAUAAAAGAGGAUGUGGACAAUUGUCGUAUGUCUGAGGAGCAGCAGAGUCAUUCGGCUGUUGUUUUUAGAGAGGAGCUACAUGUGACGAUCCAAAAUGGAGGACCGAUUCAGCUGGCAAAAUGUGUGCAGUGCUGCACUAAAUAUCACUGUCCAUUCUGCAAGCCUGAGGUGUUUAAGCCAACCGUGGAGAGCAAAGUGAGGAAGCACAUUAAAGCGCAUGAAAAGAGGGCUGUCAGAUUUAAAGGAUAUGUAAUCUUCAAGUGUGGAUUGAACUGCAGGCCUGUUUCACAUUUUCACUGCCCAAAAUGUUGCAAAUUAUUGGAGAAGAAGAACAGAUUUGUGGAUCACCUGAGCAAAUGUGUGGGCAGGAUGACAGGUGAGGGUGGAGGACACCACCUACCUGUAAAGCAGGAGGCUGACAGCCAUCAUGCGCCUGAAGAGGAGGAGAAUAACCCAGUUCCUGAAGCAAAGGACCAAGAUUGCCACCUGGAAGUUGGGCCACGUCCAUCGCUACCAGUGCAGUCUGAGGUUGUUUCAUUUCCUCAGCCUAAUCACAAACUCGCGUUCACCAAUCUACACGACUCCACAUCAUCUUGCACUUUUGUUAAUCCGAGAAUGAACAGAAAAGGAAGAUCUCAGAAGAUGUCUUUCGGAGAAGAAAACACACCUACUCCACUGUCAGCAUGUUCCGAGGUGGAAGAGAAGUCAUGGCGUGAAGCUGUCAAGAGCCUUCAGACCUAUCAGGAAACUAGCAUUUUUAAGAGCAGUGAGGUGAUUGUGAACACACAGUGUUUGCUGGAGCUCUUCCAGUUCUGCUGGCUUUGUCAGAAAGAGUGCUGUAUUACCAUUGAGGGCAACGAGAAGCUGUUUUCAGUCACGCAGGACUGCCAGAGUUGUGGCUACCACAGAGACUGGAGGAGUCACCCGCCUUCAGCCGAACCUGCACACACCUUUCAUAAAGAGGAAGAACAUAUACUUGAGGAUGAGGAUGGUGAGGAGGUUGUGGUUCACAUUGUGUCAUCAGAUAACGAGUGCAGUGAGCAGGUGUUUAUUGAAAAGGAUGGAUCGUAUUUAUCUAGUGAUGAUGAAGAAGCAAGUUUGCAGGAAGAGGAAGUGAAAAAGAAAAGAAAGAGGACGUCUAAACGUAAACACAGUUCGGAUGAGUGGGAGCCAUGUUUAGAUGCAGAGGCCACAGACUCUGAUGUGUCCAUGGAUGAAGACCUGUUCACAGCUUUAAAGGAGGAUGGUCAGGGUAAACUUGUGGUGUGGUGUACACAAUGUGGGACCGAGGCCUCGCUCUCCUGUUCUGUCCAUCGACACAAAAAAGUGUUCUGCUGUGCUCAGUGCAGUGAAGGUGACGACACUCAAGCACAUCAUUUUGAAACACUACGUAUUCGGUUUGAUGACGUCGGCAGUUUUCAGAAACAUGCUGAACAGGAGCACGGAGUCAAACCAUUCUAUAGACUGUGUCAGGAUUGUGGCAAGUUUGUUAUAGCAGAUCCUGAAUCCCGAGGUUUAAAAGAACAUAAAUGUGAACACAAGUCCAAAUUUAUUAUCUGUCCAGAAUGUGGGAAAAGAUUCCUCACCAAGGUCGGACUAAAGUCGCACUACACUCAGCUCCAUUCGGAUUAUGAUCACCCGUGUAAAUACUGUCUGAAGGUCUUCAAAACCAGGUCAAUAAAACUGGAACAUGAGCAGACUCAUCCUAAAGAAAAACAGCCAUACAGCUGUCCAGAUUGUCCAGAGAAGUUUAGCAACAUUCACAAACGCAAUAACCAUGUCAUAUCUCACCGAGGUCCACAUAAAUAUGUGUGUGAUGUAUGUGAAAAAGGCUUUAAGGACAUCGUCAGGUUAAAAAGGCAUGAACUCAUCCACUCUGGAGAACAGCCUUUCAAAUGUCAAGUGUGUGAAUGUUCCUUUAACCAAAAGGAAAACCUCACUUCCCACAUGCGCGUCCACACUGGAGAGAAACCUUUCAUGUGUGAGCAAUGCGGAGAGUGUUUUAACCACAGCGUCAGUCUGAAGAACCACAAGCAAUGACACCAUGACUCGAGUUUGACUCAUGAUGAAGUAGUGAUGCAGUGAUUUAUAAAAACACUUGAUGUACUGAAUGCAGAGGUAUUAAAACUGCACUGUGGUUGCCUAGAUUGAGGUGUUCCCAGUGGAACAGGGGAUGCAGCCACAAUUUAGACUUUGAAGGAUUGCUGAGAAACAUUUUGAAGGAGUCAGUUAAUACUGAUCAGACUGAUAAUAGAAAUAUGGCUGAUUUCUUCUUUGUUUGAUAUUCUCACACUGCCUUUUCACAGAUCUUGGAACAGUAGCUCCAUUCAUUAUUUUUAUGACCAUCAUAAGCUAUACACAUCAGAUUCAUUUUUUCCUAUUAAGAAAUGGCGAUACGUACAUUCCAACACUUACAGUGUAAGUUAUCCUCGAUGUAAUUCCUCAAGCAGUUUUAAAUGUAUUACCAAAAAGCUAUUUAACAUCUUUGGUUUUAUUUCGUACCUCUCAUGCAGCAUUUCCAGACCUGUGCCAACUUUCGAUUGCUUCGAUUGCUCCCAGGCAGUGAGGGGAGCAUAUCUUUAAGCCGAUAUGCAAAUACUAACCUUCUUACGUGUAUAAUUAAUUGCUGGUGAAAGCAGGUUCACAGCGUAAGACCAGCCUGGACAUGGCAUAAAACAAAGCUUACUGUUAUCUUUGAAAGAGGUUUUAAAAGAGACAUGCUACAGUUAUACCAGUACAUGCUUUUACUUUGCAAAAUUAGCAUAUUUCACAGAGUUUAAUAAGUUGUUGCUUAUCAGCAGUGAAUUAAAUGAUCAAACUAAGAGUAACUACAGUAUUUUUAACUGUUAUUAGUACAGUCACUAAAAUCACAGGCUACAAAGGACCACUUUUUGUCACCCAUCACUCAUCGUGCAUCACUGUAUCCAUAUUUCCAUUUGGGUUUAAAGUCAAAAUAGGCAUGGCCUAGUAGUUUUUUUUCUUAUUUAUUUAUUGUAAUUAAAUAUGAACCCUAAAGCAUAAUAGCAUGGCUUUCAACGUGGUGUGUGAAUUCUGGCUCUGACAGUUCCUCAACCUCAGCUACAUCACUCCAGUUCAUAAUUGCGGGACUGAUUUUCUUAAAAUCGUACUUGCGCAGUUAUUAUUUUUGUUUGUACCUGCCUGCAGUAUUUUCUAACAAAUUUAGUUGGUUCAAUUACCCAAAAUAUAAACAAACUAAUAGCCUAAUUUAAGCCACAGUGACCCUGACCAGGCAGUUACUAAGGAUG